Messenger RNA from Fusarium keratoplasticum, 624 nucleotides. RefSeq lists its product as uncharacterized. The coding region runs from base 1 to 624 and encodes 207 amino acids. The record is from RefSeq and is a predicted model, not a curated record. The transcript is spliced from 2 exons. Lineage: Eukaryota; Fungi; Ascomycota; Sordariomycetes; Hypocreales; Nectriaceae.
AUGCAUUCUGUGUUGGCUACAUUGGCCUCAGCCAUCGCGACAACUCAAGUCCUUGCUGCGUCGAAUGAUGCGGCUACUCCCGAGGACGUUUUGAACUCUAUGAAGGACCUCGACAAGCUGUCCGCUGAUACGCGCUCGCACGCCAAGAAAUUGGACACAUACCUUAGCUGUCGGGCUACGAUCGAGGGGGUUGGGAAGAUAAAUGAUGAAUUGAAGCCAAACUCAAGACGCCAUUCGACGAUAAAGGCCAAAAGGAGAUUUGCUCAGCGGUUCACCGUGUACUUGAAGGGAGGCAUCACAUCCUGCGAGUAUAGCCAUUGGACUUGCGUUAUACGGCAGUUUGAGCACCUCCAAUUCCUCCUCGUUGUCACCCUGAUCAAUGAGCCAAGGAGCAUAGAGAGCGGAGGGUUCGAUGGCUACUUUGAAGACUACUUCACACGACUUAAACCGGCCUUGACCGGGUUCAUCCGACGACUGGCAGACUAUGCCCCCAGCUGUCGAGAUAAAAUAGUUAAGAACAAUGGCCAGCUGAAGCGGGCAUUCGAUGAUGCUAUCAAAAAGAUCAAGCAUCGCUGGGGCGGUCGUAGAGCCAUACCAGUCGACAUUCCUGUCCCCUUGGACUGA